ACUGGUUCCAGUGGGCGUGACCCAACCAAACCCCCGCUUCGCCGUCGCGCCUCCGUCAACCCGCCGCUCCGUUGUGCACUCCGACGACUCGGGAGGUCUCCCGUCCGCUCCCAAACCCAACAAGCUUCGUCGCCGCGUCCCAAAGCCAGUUCCACCUCGCGGAGGCGGUGAGCGGCGGUGCUUGUAUUGGUUAACUGGCUGGUGGAUCUCUCGGAGCCAGAAGGAUGGCGCUCGGCGCCCGCCUCCUCCUGGGCCUCGCGCUACUCGCGGCCCUAAUCGGGGUCCUCCUCCAGCUCUACCGCCUCAGGAAACCGAGAUUGUGGACAUUGGAGGAAUUGUCGAUAUAUAACGGAACGGAUGAGGGGUUGCCCAUACUACUUGGGAUUUUGGGCUCGGUGUUCGAUGUCACAAAAGGAAGGUCACAUUAUGGCCCUGGAGGAGGUUAUCAUCACUUUUCUGGCAGGGACGCAUCACGAGCGUUUGUUUCUGGAAAUUUUACAGGUGACGGGCUGACAGAUUCAUUACAGGGAUUAUCUAGCAUGGAGGUAAAUAGCAUUGUUGACUGGAGGAAACUUUACUUUGACAAAUACACAUUUUCUGGUAAAAUUAUUGGACGCUACUACGACAGCCAGGGCAACCCUACAAAAUAUCUGAAGGGUGUAGAGAUGAAGGCAAAAAGAGGUGCUCAGCUUCUUGAGAAGCAGAAGAGUGAGGAAGACAAAAUACCCAACUGUAACUCAAAAUGGAGUCAGGCAGAGGGUGGAGAAGUAUGGUGCGAAGCAGGAGCAGGCUAUCCAAGGCUGGUGAGGAGGCCAGGCGACAUAGCCCUGACGGGAAAGGUGAGCCAGCGGUGCGCCUGUUUCCAGGAAGCGGAGCUGGGCAGGCCGGGGCUAGUGGUGUACGAAGGCUGUGAUUAUCUCUCCACGUCUUGCAAAGUGAAGUAGUAGUAGAAUGUACGCUUGCAAUGGCCUCUUUGGCUUUUACUCAUUGCUAGAGUUGUAACAGUACUACGGUACAUCACAUGAUGAUCUCUCAUUCUCCUGAGAGUAGUGGAUCGCCAAUCCUUGGGAGUAUCUACCGCCAUCGUGUUGCUUCUGAAGUGAAGAUCUGCAAUCGAUUGGGAAUGUUACUUGCGAUCAAAUCAUUUGGAGCCAGGGGAUGUCCAUGAUGUAUCGAUGUUGAUGAUACUCCCAACUGUCAUGGGACCUUGGGUAAGUAGAUAGAUGGUGUAGACGCUGUUGGCUGUAUUCGCAGAUUCAGUCAAUUCACCUGUACUACGUA
Messenger RNA from Lolium rigidum, 1281 nucleotides. Its product is annotated as membrane-associated progesterone-binding protein 4-like. Lineage: Eukaryota; Viridiplantae; Streptophyta; Magnoliopsida; Poales; Poaceae. The record is from RefSeq and is a predicted model, not a curated record. The transcript is spliced from 8 exons. Gene Ontology annotation, cellular component: endomembrane system; membrane. The coding region runs from base 225 to 944 and encodes 239 amino acids.